Messenger RNA from Monodelphis domestica (gray short-tailed opossum), 564 nucleotides. NCBI's taxonomy places the organism in Eukaryota, Metazoa, Chordata, Mammalia, Didelphimorphia, Didelphidae. The record is from RefSeq and is a predicted model, not a curated record.
AGAACCUGGAUCUCCCAGGAAGCCCAACAGCUGCUUUCCUCAGCCUGCUCCCCACCUUCCUCUCCCAGGCUAAUCAACUCCAUAGUGCUACCCCAGUCUUUACCACUUCAAGCCUGGGCCUCGACACUCCCUGCUCCCACUGCCUUUGAAUCUGCCACUUCCGGUCCCUGUCCCCGAGUCCCUCCAGGCAUUCCAGAGGAGAUAGCUGAGAAAGUUAAGGGGCCCAUGAAUGCAUUCAUGGUGUGGAGCUAGGGCCAGUAUCACCAGAUGGUGCAGCUUCACCCCGAGAUGCACGACUCUGAAAUCUCCAAGGGCUUGGGCGAGCAGUGGAAAUGGCUGGGGGAGGCAGAGAAGCGGCCCUUCCUGGAAGAGGCAAAGAGGCUCCAAGCCGACUACCCCGCCUACAAGUACCGGCCUUGCUGCAAGACCAAAAAUGCCACCCUGGGCCAUGCAAAUCUAGACCUGGCUGGGGCAAGCAGGGGCAGCAGCAACCACAGCGCUGGGCACAGGAAACAGGCUGUCAGCACUACCCUUCAAACCUGGCCAGAGGCUGCUGGUGAGUGA